GCCGUGGCGGCCGCGGUGGUGGAGGGGGUCGGGCCGUGGCUGGCCAACGGCUCCCCGGCGGUGGCAGCGGCGCUGCUGGAGCGGCUGCCGCCCACGGGCCCUGCUGGCCCUCCAGGGGCGGAGCCGCCGCCCGGGGCCGGCCCAGCCGUGGCGCCAGAGGUUUCUCCAGGCGCGGUGCUGGCGUGGGGGCUCGCCGCGGGCGAGUUCGUGAUCCUGGUGGGGGAGUGGUGCAGCGAGUUGCGACCUGGCCUGCUGUUGGGGCUGUGGUAUCCGCGGGAUGCCGUGUGGCACGAACGCAUCCUACUGUAUCCUGCGGGAGUGACAUAUUGGUGGAUCCUCACGCCCGAUCUGAACAGGUACGCAGAGGACGUCACGGGCACCGUCGGCGACGGCCGCAACAGGGCCUUCGCGUGCGCGCCAGACGGGACGGCCCCCGCUCUGGCCCACGGUGCCUUCUACCGGUUCCCGGAGCCCGUCGGCUGGCAGCACUUCAAAGGCCUGGUGAUCACCUCGCGGUCGGAUCAGGUGCGCCACGCUGCUGGAGGUGCGGUCGCCGACCCCGAGGAGAUGUUGACUUGGGGCGGGACGGUGCGUCUUUUCUCAGAUGCGCGCCGACGGCUGGCACUGCGAAGGAGCGAGGAGGCAGUGGGCGGCACCUCGACGCCACGAGAGGCUGAGCCGCUGCUGGACGCACCUCCACCUGGGUCCGACGUCAUCAUCACGACCUUUGCCUCGGUCGAGCCCCCCGAGGGCUGCGCCUGGGUGAUCGGCUCGCCUGGAUGGAUCCCUGUCGGCACGGAGGUAGCCCUGGAGCAUGGAAGUGCGCGGCUGGACCACGCCCGCGCGAUGAUCAGGGGCGGCUCCGUGUGGCAACUGGCGGAGGCGGUCCGCAUCGGGGUGGUCGACGCCUACAGGGACAGCCGCCCGCAGGAGCUCAUCAGGCUGCUGGAGGGCGACGUAGCUGCGCGGCGCCGUGGUGCUGACCUGGGCGGCCUGGCGGGCGCCUCGCGGCCCGCUGUCGAGGCUCCCGACCUGGGGGCUGGCGAGCGGGAUCUGAGGGGCAGGCUCGGGGGGGCCGCCCCCGAGGUGGCGCCCGUGGCCGACGCUGGCGAGGACGUCCUUGGCGAGAGGUCGUUCGCGAGGUCAGGCGCUGCGCGUUCCCGGAUUGGCCCCAUCGAGGACGGCCUCUCCACGGUGGAGCACAUGCUCAAGAAGUGGGACCAGAGUGGCGGGACUCCGCUGCUCUGGCUUGAACUGUGGGCGCGAGAUCGGCUGCUGACCUCGGCGGGCCGCGCCUGCGUCGAGAUGAAGCGCUUGCUCUCCUCGAUAUACUACGCUGGGAGCUACGAUCAGAUCAACUUGGCUAGCGUGGCGAGCAUCGAGGUGCUGUGUCGCAGAGUGUCGCAGAUUGCCCGCUGGCGCUGGAGGCAGGCGAGGGCCUGCCCGCUGCCGAUGCCGGUGCCGACGGCCGAGGCCGUGGGCGCGGCCGAGGACGCGACGCUGGCGGGCGCGGAGCUGGCGGUCGCGGGGGCGCUGGAGCGGCUGGGCGACGCUGCGUUCGACGACGCGCGGUUCCAGGGCCGUUGGGCUGCGCAGCUCGCCAGGCGAGCUCGUCAUGAUUUCAACGAUGUCGUGGAUGCCUUGAAUUGGUCGGCCAACCGUGAGGUCAGUGGCAGCUUGCCCAAUUUUGACCAGAUGAGGGUGCACGCGCGGAUCUUGGACUGCAUCGCCGAGAGCAUGCCGCCGCUGGAGCUGUGCGUGCGCCUCGUCGAGCUUCUCUGCUCCAAGGGCGUGCUGACCUUCCUGGAUGAGACCGGGCGCCGCGAAGAGGUCGGGAUGUUUUUCGCGGCCAGGAAGAGCGGCCAGCUUCGCCUCAUCAUCGACGCGAGGAGGAGCAACCUGCAUGUUACCUCGCCUCCAGGAGGGUCUCUGGUGGCCGAGGAGGGCCUGGCUCGCCUCGAAGAGGGGCUCGACUCCCGUGGCCGAGAAGCUGCCGGCACAGGCUUCGCGCUGGGCACCUCAGACAUCAGCGACGCCUUCCAUCGUUUCGGGAUCGACAGGGGCCUGUCGGCCUUCUCCUGUCUGCGGGCCGUGCAGGCGCACGAGGAGCUGGGCGAGCCCGUGAUGCAGGAUACCCCGGCGCUCAGUCAGGUGCCCCGGAUGACCGAGCGCGGGCCCGCCGCGGAGGUGCACCCGACCGCCCCUCUCUCUCGUGGAGGUGGCGCCCAGUGUACCUACGUGGGCAGCCUGGGAGUAUUGGUUUUCAACCAGGCGCUGGGCUGCGUGCUGGGCAGCGCGGCGAUGGCCACCCGGCCGACGGCCAAGCGCUACUGGCGGGUCCGCCGCGGGCUCGACUGGGCGCUGGGCUGCCGCGCGCUUCCUGGCUGGGCCUGGGAGAUCGUGCUCGGCCGCUGCACUUAUUGUGCCAUGUGCAACCGCGACGUGCUGUCAGUGUUCAGUGCCAUCUACAAGUUCAUCGCUGCCAACCACUGCAUGGAUAAGACAUUCAAGGAGAUGGCGGUGGAGAUCUCCUCGGGAUCCCGCUGGACAGAGUGGGGCGCCCGCGAGUGGCGCAACGCGACGGCCGUGAACCGUAGACAACCUCAGCUGGCAACCCAGCAGUACAACGCAGAGGGCGGAGGCAGCGUGCCCGCGCUGGGCGUGCCCGAGCGGCCUGCCAGGCGCUCGCGGGUGCUGUCGCCCGCGCCGCGGGCGCUGGCCGCCAGCCUGGCGGAGGCGACGCCGCCUGCGCGGCGGCAGUGCUCGCUCGGCCCCCCCGCAGCGCGGGCGCCCAUCUGGCUCCAGCAACCCGCGUCCGCGGCGAAGAACGACUUCGACGGCCUGGAGGCGGUGGGGGACAAGACUGGAGACAGCGAGGGCGAGAGCGAUGCCACCGAGGAUCCCGACGCGGAGAUCGAGGGCCGACGGACUCGCCAGCUGCGCCCGACGGCAAAGCUCCGAGCCGCCGCCGUGGCCGGGGCGCGAGCGCCCCCCACGCUCGCGGGCCUCUCGCCCCCGGAGCGCUCGGCGGUGAGACAGGGGGCGGAGACCGAGUGCCAGGUGGAGCUGCAGGCCUUCGUGGAGGCCGCGGGAGAACGCCCGCUCGUCGCGGACAGCGAGGUGGACGCUGCGCUCGUGCUCCACAUGAGCGAAGUCUACGGAGCUGCCCUGGCGCGCGGAGCUCCAGAGUCUCGGCUCUUCCAGCGCAGCUACCGCAAGUUCGCGACCGAGUUCAGCCGGGCGCGCGAGGGGCUGCAGCUGGGCAAUCUCGCGCUGUGCCAGUGCCGCCACCGCGACCACCUCGAGCUGAAGGAGAGGCUGAACGUGUCGGCGGCGCGCCUGCUGCCGGGGCCCUGGCUGGCCGCGGAGUUCAAAAGGGCCGUCGAGCGCUUGGCGGCGCUCUUCUUCGGUCGCGCGGUCGCCGCGCCGUUCCAGACCGCGUGGGGCGCCGCCCGUAUUUUGCGGAUUUCUUCUUCGGUGAUGGCGGCGUCGGCAGGGCUGUGUCUCAUC
This is a messenger RNA of Prorocentrum cordatum, 3510 nucleotides long. Lineage: Eukaryota; Dinophyceae; Prorocentrales; Prorocentraceae. The record is from the annotation of a GenBank genome assembly.